AUGGCGUCUGAGUGGUCUGGCUCGGAGACUGAGGAUGUAUCCUCAACAAGUGAUCUGUAUAUCAUGGCGUCCGAGUCCUCUGACUGGGAGGCCGAGGAUGUACCUUCGCCCAGUAUUCAUAAUGUCAUGACGUUCAUGCCGUCUCCAUCUCGUGAACUGUUUCAUCUGUACAAUCCUCUCGCGUUCCCACCAAGGGUUACGAAUGGUGUACGUUCCAACCCGUAUUACCAAUCUCUGCUUGCCGUCUUCCUCGGCCAGCCGAUGGGCUCAGGGGGGAGGCUCGUCAGCCUGAGCGACUUCUUGGUUGCAGGCAAACCUUCCUUCGUCAUCACGGAAUGGGAUUUCUACCAACCUUACGCCGAGUUGUACUCGAAAUUUAUGAUAGACCAUUUCCCAAGCUCCGCCACAAUCGAGCGGCGAGAUGCGGUAUUCCUGGACUUGUGCUCCCGCAUACGCAGGGUCUUCGCUCGAUCAUUUCCCUUGGAGGGCCAUAUCUGCCACGCGCUCUUCUUGCUACGCGGCAUCAGGCUGAAGCUUGACUCGGCUCAGCUAAGAGCUGAGCUGGGCACCCGCAUUGCGGCAGACCUCUAUAAUUGGGCUGUCGUGGCUCUAAUGGUGGCCCACAAAUAUAUGGAAGACAGCUCCUAUAGUAGGAAGAGCUGGGCCAUUGUGGCAGGUCGAGAGUGGACUCCAGAUUGGGAUGAAAUAGAUGAGAUAGAGAGGGAGUUCUUGCUAGCCCAUGAUUAUAUAGUGAAAGUCGCCUGGGAGCGCCUGCCCGAAUUAAAAUCCGAGAUAGGCUGGCCUGAUCACAGCGAAAUCGUACGGCUCAAACUCGGAGAUCCAGACGUGGGCCAAAGCGUUAUCACCUCAAGCCCGGAUUACUCUUCUUCUGACCACCUUCCUGAGUCCCCGAGGUAUCUGCUGCUUCCGGCCCCAGAUUGCGGCAUUGCACGAUACCAUGGCAGUGAGGAGGCUGACGGACAGAUCUCCUUGGUUGAUGGUCUUCAUAACGUGGACUCCUACAUUGCCGAGUUUCAAUCGCCCUGUGGGACGAGGCGGUGCUAUCCUAUGAGGUCCCAUCAUGUUGCAAUGUCGCCUCUAGAGGUGACCACAGUUCCAGGGGCUCCUCCUGAGGACCUGCGACACUAUGAUUCCCAGUUAUUUUUUGAUCAGAUCUACUGGCUCUGA
Molecule: messenger RNA, 1188 nt
Organism: Gloeophyllum trabeum ATCC 11539
Lineage: Eukaryota; Fungi; Basidiomycota; Agaricomycetes; Gloeophyllales; Gloeophyllaceae
Exons: 3
Coding region: 1-1188 (395 amino acids)
Source: RefSeq, a predicted model, not a curated record